UUUUUUUUUUCUUUAACUACGCGUUUAAACUAUAAAUGUUAGAUCCUAAAGAUUUUGAAGUUUCUCAACCACCUAGCGACGGUAUUUCUGACUUAGAUUUCUCUUCACAAGCUGAUUUUUUAGCCGUUUCUUCAUGGGAUAAUCAAGUUCGUAUUUAUGAAGUUCAACCUUCUGGCGCUACUAUUCCUAAAGCAGCAUUUUCUCAUGAAGCUCCUUCAUUAUGUGUUAGUUGGAGUAAAGAUGGUACAAAAGUAGUUUCAGGUGGUGCUGAUAAAGCAGGUCGAAUGUUUGAUAUUGCUACAGGACAGACAACACAAAUCGCUCAACAUGACGACACGAUUAAAUGCAUCAAGUUCUUAGAACAAAGUAACGUUGUAGCUACUGGCAGUUGGGAUAAGACACUCAAGUAUUGGGAUCUCAGAAGUCCUACUCCUGUGGGUACUGUUCAACUACCUGAACGUUGUUAUGCUAUGGAUGCAAAUGGGCCUUUAAUGGUGGUUGGAACUGCAGAAAAACAUGUCUGUAUAUUUGAUUUAAAUAAUCCUACUGUUAUAUUCAAGCAAUUGGCAUCGCCUUUGAAGUGGCAAACUCGUGUUGUUUCAUGCUUUUCUGACAGUAAAGGCUUUGCUAUUGGUUCAAUUGAAGGAAGAGUUGGUAUUCAAUAUGUAGAGGAUAAGGAUGCAUCUAAAAAUUUCUCUUUCAAAUGUCAUCGUGAUGACGCUAAAAAUGUAUAUGCAGUCAACGACAUCAGUUUUCAUCCUGUUCAUGGUACAUUUUCUACAUGUGGCGCAGAUGGUACUGUUAGUUUUUGGGAUAAGGAUUCUAAGCAGCGUUUGAAACCAUUUCCCAAGAGUAAUGGACAAAUUGCCUGUACAGCUUUCAAUAGAAAUGGUAGUAUCUUUGCUUAUGCUGUUAGUUAUGAUUGGUCAAAGGGCUAUAAACAAGCAUUACCAUCAAAUACAAAUAAGAUUUAUUUACAUGCUGUUAGAGAUGAAGAGAUUAAGCCUCGCACACCAAAGAAGCGUUAAUAUUUGCUCUUUUUUUUAUAUAUAAAUAUCCAUCAACACAUACACACACACUCACGCACGCACUAACAUAUAAGCAAUACAACUAUAUAUAUUAAGGGUCAAAUAAAAUGUAUGAUCGUCAUUAGUUAUAUUCAAUAAAAUAAAUAAAUAAAAUAAAGUUAUUACAUAGUAAAAUGCAGAAAAA
Messenger RNA from Cokeromyces recurvatus, 1212 nucleotides. Its product is annotated as WD40-repeat-containing domain protein. NCBI's taxonomy places the organism in Eukaryota, Fungi, Mucoromycota, Mucoromycetes, Mucorales, Mucoraceae. Gene Ontology annotation, molecular function: RNA binding; ubiquitin binding. Bases 36 to 1028 code for a protein of 330 amino acids. The record is from RefSeq and is a predicted model, not a curated record. Gene Ontology annotation, cellular component: nuclear pore. The transcript is spliced from 7 exons. Gene Ontology annotation, biological process: RNA export from nucleus; transcription-dependent tethering of RNA polymerase II gene DNA at nuclear periphery.